Messenger RNA from Cygnus olor (mute swan), 2378 nucleotides. RefSeq names its product enolase 2 (gene ENO2). Lineage: Eukaryota; Metazoa; Chordata; Aves; Anseriformes; Anatidae. Gene Ontology annotation, cellular component: phosphopyruvate hydratase complex. The record is from RefSeq and is a predicted model, not a curated record. Bases 201 to 1505 code for a protein of 434 amino acids. The transcript is spliced from 12 exons. Gene Ontology annotation, molecular function: magnesium ion binding; phosphopyruvate hydratase activity. Gene Ontology annotation, biological process: glycolytic process.
UGACUCAUCGCAGCUCCGGGUCACAUGCUGCUGUCCCGGCCCUAUCAGGGGCGGCUCCAUCCUGCUGCUGCCGCCGCCGUUGGCUUAGAGGACACAUCAUCUCCCCUUGAGGUCCUGCAUCCCUCCUCAGCUCCAUCCUCUCUCCUCUCCACCAGCACUUUCUCAAUUUCUCGUUCACCCCCGCCCUAGGAAGAUUCACCAUGGCGGUUGAGAGGAUCCACGCCCGAGAGAUCCUGGAUUCCCGUGGGAACCCCACUGUUGAGGUGGACUUGUACACACACAAAGGCAUGUUUCGAGCAGCGGUCCCCAGCGGUGCAUCCACUGGUAUCUACGAAGCACUGGAGCUACGAGAUAACGACAAGUCCCGUUUCCUUGGAAAAGGGGUCCUGCAGGCCGUGGAUCAUAUCAACAGCACUGUCGCCCCAGCUCUCGUGGGCUCUGGCCUCUCUGUUGUAGAUCAAGAGAAGAUUGACAAUCUGAUGCUUGAGAUGGAUGGCACCGAGAACAAAUCCAAGUUUGGUGCCAAUGCUAUCCUGGGAGUUUCGCUGGCUGUGUGCAAGGCAGGAGCUGCAGAGAAGGAUGUCCCCCUGUAUCGGCAUAUUGCUGACCUGGCUGGCAACUCUGAUCUCAUCCUUCCUGUGCCAGCUUUCAAUGUGAUCAAUGGAGGCUCCCAUGCAGGCAACAAAUUGGCCAUGCAGGAGUUCAUGAUCCUGCCUGUGGGAGCUGAAAGUUUCCGUGAUGCCAUGCGCAUUGGGGCUGAAGUCUAUCACAACCUCAAGAGUGUCAUCAAGGAGAAAUACGGCAAGGAUGCUACCAAUGUGGGUGACGAGGGAGGCUUUGCCCCCAACAUCCUGGAAAACAGUGAAGCUCUGGAGCUCCUCAAGGAAGCUAUCGACAAGGCUGGUUACACAGACAAAAUUGUCAUCGGUAUGGAUGUGGCAGCCUCUGAGUUCUACCGGGAUGGCAAAUAUGACCUGGACUUCAAGUCCCCAGAUGACCCAAGCCGCUACAUUUCUGCAGAUGAGCUUGGUGACCUUUACCAAAGCUUUGUACGUGAUUAUCCAGUGGUCUCCAUUGAGGAUCCCUUUGACCAAGAUGACUGGGAGGCCUGGUCCAAGUUCACAGCCAAUGUUGGGAUUCAGAUAGUGGGAGACGACCUGACGGUGACAAACCCCAAGCGCAUUGAGCGAGCUGUUGAAGAGAAGGCCUGCAACUGCCUCCUGCUCAAAGUCAACCAGAUUGGAUCUGUCACGGAGGCCAUCCAAGCCUGCAAGUUGGCCCAGGAGAAUGGCUGGGGUGUGAUGGUGAGUCACCGGUCUGGGGAGACUGAAGACACUUUCAUUGCUGAUCUGGUUGUAGGACUGUGCACUGGGCAGAUAAAGACGGGUGCUCCCUGCAGGUCUGAACGCCUGGCUAAAUACAACCAGCUCAUGAGGAUUGAGGAAGAGCUUGGCGAUGAAGCACGUUUUGCUGGACACAAUUUUCGCAACCCAAGUGUUCUUUGAACAUUGUCCCCAGGGCAUAGCCACCCUGCUGCUCUUUCCCACAUCACAGACUCUGAAUCCUCCGUCCCUCCACUGCUUUCUUUUUUGCUCUUUCUUCCCCCUCUGUCACCUGGUUUCCUCUCACCUCAGAGCCGCAUGAGUUCAGGUAUCCCUGGCUAGAUGUACCCAGGUGAAGGAUGAAAGAGAGGUCUGCACCUUGUCCCUUGCUUUGGGGUCAUAAGCAUUUCUGGAUCUAGGCAUUUUGUGUCUUUUAUUUUUGUGCAGGGCCAUGUCUGAGUCACUCUGUUCACAUAUUAGACUAUGGGAGCGUGCUGCCCAGUGCGUUUACGUUGUACACCAAAGUAUGUGCCGUGAACAUAUGUGCGUCGGCUGGUGUGUUUGGACAAGUGUUGCACCUGUAGCUGUGUUUGGACGAGUGUCACCAGUGGCUCGCUCUCAUUGUGCAUGUGUGUAGGUGUAUGUGUACUGGCCUACAGCAUCAUUGUGCCCCAGGCGUGUUUGUGCUGAGCUGUGGUGGGACCCAAGCAUCUCUUCCUUCCACUCUGAGUGCUGUGCUGUGUUGAGCUGUGCUUGCAAGCAGCUUGGUGUUGAAGUGCACCACUGUCCGUCACUGGCUGUCUGUGUGUGUGCUGUCAGUCUCCAGGCUCUGUGAGGUCUUGUGGGUCAGCGCAUAGUACUGUGGGGCGAUAUAUUAAAACACAGUCAUAAAAAUUAACAUGCUCUCAUUUGCUCCUCUUGACCUUCUCUGUUUCCAUCCCUCUUGCACUCCUUUACCCUCUCCUCCACCUCUGUCUGCUUUACCUUCUGGACAGCCCAUGCUCAGCAGAGCAACAAACUACAGAACCCUAAACUCAAUUAAAAUGUAUUUCACAC